Messenger RNA from Cherax quadricarinatus, 4107 nucleotides. NCBI's taxonomy places the organism in Eukaryota, Metazoa, Arthropoda, Malacostraca, Decapoda, Parastacidae. The record is from RefSeq and is a predicted model, not a curated record.
CAGCCACUCCACCAAGGAAGGAUAAAGACUCGCCGCAUUUUUUCACGUUUAUUUCUAUGUAACAAAGUGACAAAAGAACAGAUCGACCCAGGAUGAACGUGCCCGUCUCAUCCAACCACCCACAGAGUUACACCUUCAUUCAGGGCAGCCAGCCUUCUAUCUUAACCACAGCAUCUGCUUCUGCAACUCUACAACCUGGCCACCAGCAUAUAGGUGGCGGUGGUGGUGAUGUCCACAUUUGUGGUGCUUGUGGGGCACAAUUCACUGAGAUUAAGGAGUUUGUCACACACAAAAGACAAGGAUGUCAUGGAAGCAGUGGCUCUCUCUGGGGGGCCCCUUUUCCUCACCUUACCAACAAUCCCGGGUUUAUAAUCCCCCCAAAAUCAUGGGAUGUCCAACAUAGUCCUCAUACUCACCAGGAAGGAGUGAAUCAUGUAGUUGGAGCAACUACAUCAAAUGGAACAUCAAAUGGCACCCUCUUGCAACUUUCACAUGUAGGUGAGACUUGGCACACUGGUGGAGCACCGACUCUACCAUCUACUGGGUCUGUUGACAGAGAAUGUAGUACAAGUGUUGAAGAAGAGAAAAGGGUAUUGGAAGAGACGUCAUCAGGCAGAGGGAGCAAUGGAGCACCAACAGGUUCAGGAGAAAGAGGAGGAGUGGAGGGGGAUAGUGGAGGGACAAGCACCUCAUCUAGUAUGCACACAGAAGAGGAGGAUGUGGCUACUUUCCUGGCCACACGGGGCAAGUCGGGCACACCACCACAUAUACCGUAAGUGUCACAUCCCACAGUUGCAAGUGAACAACUUAUUUCAAGUGUUGUGAGUGGAGUCCAUAGCAGUGAAGGACAGUUACAUUACACUUCUGCACCUACCCAGCAUCACCAGCAGCAGCAGCAAGCUCAACUUAACAUGCAUCAUCAACAUCAGGUCGAUUCAUAUGGAAGUGGAAUUCGGUCAACAGGAUCUGGACGCAGACAGAUAAAAGGAAUAAUAACAGAAGAGUCUUCUCUCUCUCCACUGCCAGUUGAGAGUAAAGCUGACAUUCUCAGUGCUUGUGCAAAAGAGACUCUGGUUGUUCAUGAUGGUAUUCAUAAAGGAAAGGCUUGCCCAGUGAAGGACUGCACAUUUACCACCUCGCAUAACAAAGACCUUAAUCGGCAUAUACGCAAACAUACUGGUGAAAAACCAUACCGAUGCGAGGAGUGUGGAACUUGCUUCUCACGAGGGGACAAAUUGAAGGUGCAUGCGCGAAUUCACUCCAAUUUGCGGCCGUAUUGGUGCCAAGAACCAGGUUGUCAGUAUCGUGCUAUUGAUUCAGGCAGUCUUAGGAAGCACACCAGAACACACACAAAUGAGCGACCAUAUAGGUGCCAGCUGUGUCCGUAUAGUGCUAGAGAUGGUUCUCAGUUAACGGUGCACCUCAGAACACACACAGGAGAUACUCCAUUUCAGUGUAUGAUAGAAAACUGCUCUGCUGCAUUCAAGACAAGUUCUGAUCUCCGUCGCCAUGAAAGACUUCAUACUGGUGUGAAGCCAUACAAGUGUUCAGCCUGUGAUUAUGCUUGUGCUAUAAAGUCCAAUUUGACAGUACACAUGAGACUGAAUCAUUUCAAGGGGGCAAAAUUCAGCUGCACCAAGUGUGAAUUUCUGGGUAACAGUCGUAAGCAGCUGAAGGAUCAUGAAAAGUCCCAUGCAAAUGUGUUGUUGCAGUGUGACUUAUGUGAUCAUGUGAGCACAAGUAGUACUGGCCUCAGGCAACACAUGCUAAUACAUUCCCAAGAAAAACCAUUUCAGUGCCGCUACUGCUCAUUUACAUGUAAAACUACUGGAAAUCUUCGUUAUCAUGUUCGAAACAAACAUGGCUGUGAUGUGUCUGGUCGCAAACGAGGAACUACGGGUAACACUGUGGUAGGAGGCCGAGGCCGGAAUGGCACAGGUGGCAACAGUGGAGGCAGGAGAGCCAACAGACCAUCAUGUUAUCGCAGCUAUAAAUGCAGUGAAUGUGGUAGUGGGUUUGUUCGGGAAGAUUCUUAUAGAUCACAUAUGCGUCAACAUGAGAAACACAAGAUGGCCCAGGCUAUAUCAGGCAAAAUGGAACCAGAUGUGUUUAGUGUUGUAGUGCAGGAUGAAGGUCUAAUUGGUGUGGAGCAGCCAUCAGGACCAGAUGAUCCCACAGCUACAAACGGGGGUGUCACCACGUUCCAAGCUAUUCACCGAAUACCAUCAGAAUCUUUACAACCUGGAACUCUUAUUUCUCAGAGUGCUGUGUCAGCUGGUGCAGGAACCCAAGGUGGUGAAAAUAGCGUUAAUGGCUACAGUUCAUAUGUCAUUACAAUUGAUGGGAUAUCUACAGUUUUUUCCAACCCUGUUCGUCUAACUAGUAAUACAGUUGCUACAGAAGCUGGAGACCCACUUCCUGCAACAGUGCAAGUUAUAACAGGAGAUCUCAUCACUUCACAAGGCUCUAAAGUCUCAACUGCUCAUCAGACCUACGACCUUAAUGAAGAUGACAAAUCGUCCGCUACUCAGCAUGGAUUUGAAAUAACACAAGACAAAGUCAGUCAAACACAGCAACUAUAUGACCUAACUUCUGGAGAAAAGGUGGAGCCAAAUCAGACAAAUUUCAGUCAUUCACAAGACCAAGUACAUGCAAGUUCAAGUAGGGAAUACAUGGGACACUCAAACUCCCAAGAUGUACAGCCAAAUGUACUUGUGGAGCAACAAGGAAUGGAGGAUAAUAUGGAUAAUUCUAUUCAUGUACAUAAUCUUUCUGCCAAACCUAAAACUGAAUAGUUAUAAUUACAUUGUCCCUUCAAGGGAGGUGCCUUGAUGCUGGUGAGGGGCUCUUGAUCCAAGAAAAUGGAUUUAUUCUCAUUUGAAUCAAAUUAGAAUGCCUCUCAUUUCCCAGGUGCUACACGAUACAUUAUAAAUGGUAUACAAUGCCAUGAAAUUGAUGAAUAAGACAUGUGCAACACUAAGUUACAUUUAUCGAUGAGACAUUGUUGUCUGCUUGGCAGGCUUCAUUGGUUGAAUAAAGGCAAUUGCAAUUGUAGGGACUGUAGAGUAUAGUAAUAGUUUGAGGUGAUCAUUCCCUGAGCCUUGAUAAGAGACUUCUUCCAUCAAGGCUGCAGGACAUAUCACCUCAAACUGCUUCUCCACUUUUACUAUCUCCAGGAUUGCAAUUACUUUUAUCAACUGCUGAAGCCUACCAAGCAGGAGAAACAUUUCAUCAAUAAAAAUGCUGUAGUGUUGCAUUUGCCUCGCUCUGCUAGAUGACCCCCUACAAAUUCAGCGCUUCCCAAUUACACAAAUAUAAAAAUGUAAUUGUCAUUUCAUAAAUAACCUGCACUUAGGAGAUGAGACAUGUGAUGUUUCAGUCCAUCCUUGCCUAUAGUCAAAUAACAACUAAGAAAAUGAGCAGUAGAGAUCAAAAGAUAGGUCAGGAGGAGGGAAGGGAAGGGCAGUGGUGGUGGUAGUAGUAGUACAAAGAAUAAAGGAGCAUUGGGCAGGACUAGUGGUAAAGUAAUAAAUAAAUUACAUCUUGAGACAGUAGAUGCACUGUAUGACUUGUGGGUUUAGCACUUAGUUUUGAUUAUAAUAAUAAUUGAGACACAGCACCCGCCCAGGGAGGUACUACCGUCCUACCAAGUGAGUGUAAAACGGAAACCUGUAAUUGUUUUACAUGAUGGUACGAUUGCUGGUGUCUUUUGUCUGUCUCAUAAAUAUGCAAGAUUACAGGUACAUCUUGCUACUUCUACUUGCACUUAGGUCACACUACACAUACUUGUACAAGCAUAUAUAUACACACCCCUCUGGGUUUUCUUCUAUUUUCUUUCUAGUUCUUGUUUAUUUCCUCGUAUCUCCAGGGGGAAGUGAAACAGAAUUCUUCCUCUGUAAGCCAUGCAUGUUGUAAGAGGCGACUAAAAUGCCGGGAGCAAGGGGCUAGUAACCCUUUCUCCUGUAUAAAUUACUAAAUUUAAAGAGAAACUUUCGUUUUUCUUUUUGGGCCACCCUGCCUUGGUGGGAUACAGCUGGUUUGUUUAAAAAAAAAAAAUAAUUGAGACAGUAGAGAUCAAAGUAACUCAAUAUAGACAUUUGUCCACAA